Messenger RNA from Serpula lacrymans var. lacrymans S7.9, 673 nucleotides. RefSeq lists its product as uncharacterized. The transcript has 8 exons. Gene Ontology annotation, cellular component: endoplasmic reticulum; cytosol. Bases 53 to 568 code for a protein of 171 amino acids. The record is from RefSeq and is a predicted model, not a curated record. Lineage: Eukaryota; Fungi; Basidiomycota; Agaricomycetes; Boletales; Serpulaceae.
GAGUGUCCUCCUUACUACCGACGUAUCUGCAACCAGCAACAAGGGCCAUAACAUGAAUUCAAGAGGUAAUGCUACAGCGCUGAGGCGGUUAAUGACAGAGUACAAGCAAUUGACCUCUGGAGGCUCUCCUGAUGGAAUGUUCACUGCCGGUCCGGUAUCCGAGUCAGACUUUUUCACCUGGGAAGCACUCAUCUGUGGACCACAAGAUACACCCUUCGAAGGUGGCGUCUUCGCUGCAAAAUUGACAUUUCCGUCUGAUUAUCCCCUAUCGCCUUUCAAGAUGAAAUUUGACCCUCCUCUAUUCCAUCCGAACAUUUAUCCGGAUGGGAAUGUCUGCAUCUCCAUUCUGCAUACUCCCGGAGACGAUCCCACUAUGUAUGAACAGGCAUCAGAAAGGUGGAGCCCAGUCCAGAGCGUCGAGAAGGUCAUUCUUAGUGUUAUAUCUAUGUUGGCAGAACCAAACUUGGAGAGCGGCGCCAAUAUCGAUUGCUGCAAACUGUACAGGGAUAACAAAGCGGAAUAUGAGAGGCUUGUUAGGGAAUCUAUUAAACAACAACUUGGUUUGUGAAUAUGUCCGUCUGUAAGCUAAAUAGGUGCUUGCGUAAAUCGAAUGAAUAGUACUAGUUCUGUGCAUUAUGUAUCGUAUUUAGUUCUUCUAUGCGCACUAACACUG